Molecule: messenger RNA, 648 nt
Organism: Morchella importuna
Lineage: Eukaryota; Fungi; Ascomycota; Pezizomycetes; Pezizales; Morchellaceae
Exons: 1
Coding region: 1-648 (215 amino acids)
Source: RefSeq, a predicted model, not a curated record
AUGCCAGACCCCCCACCGGCAAACCCCCUCCUCGCCGAACUGGCCGCGAUCCGCCGCCGCCAGCACGAACGAACCCAAACCCAACCGCCCGCUUCUCCACCACCACCACCCAAUCUGCCACCUCCCCCACCUUCUGGCAAAGCCCAGCUAUAUAAACCCACAAACCCCCCAUCCCCAGGCUCAAGCAGCGCCCAACCCUUCGAUUUCACACGGCGCAUCCCGCCUGCUGAUUUCGUCGUCCUCGACCCCACCUCUGGCCGAAACCAGAGCCAGGGGCUGCCGCCGCCACCACCGCCACCGCUGUUCCCGGGCUUCGGGGCGGGCACGCCACUCUUUAACACUAGAGCUGGCACGCCGCCGCUCUCCAACACUAGAGCAAACCAGCCCCCUGCACCACCCCUCAAGACCAGAGCAACCCAACCUCCUGCACCGCCCCCAGUUCCCAACGCAAACGGAGCCGGCCGCCCCCCAGCACGCCCCUUCCAGGGGCCGGCACCACCGCCCGCGGCACCCUCACCGGAGCGGCUCAAGUAUCUUGCGGAGCAGAGGAGGGCGCGCGAGGCGGCAAAGAGGGAGCGGGAGCGCAUUUUGAGGAAUAUCGAGGAGGAUAAAGCGCGCAGGAGGGCGCAGGCUGGGAGGAGGUUUUAG